Tinamus guttatus (white-throated tinamou) is the source of this 1189-nucleotide messenger RNA. NCBI's taxonomy places the organism in Eukaryota, Metazoa, Chordata, Aves, Tinamiformes, Tinamidae. The record is from RefSeq and is a predicted model, not a curated record.
AUGACGCAGAGCCUUCAGGACCUGUGUGCACUGCCCGCGCUCCUCAACGGUGACUCCUGCAAGGUGGUCUGUUCGAGUCGACGAGGAGCUCCGUGGAGCUUUGUGAUGCUGGUCUCUGUGAGCGGGCUCCCUCAUGGGCAGCUGUGGAGGCCACCCCUGCCCUGGCGUCUCUACGUCCCCAAGGACUCGUGGCACGUGCAGGAGCAAGUGAUGCAGCGCGCGAGGCCGGCACGAGCUGCUUCUGCAUCUCUCUCCUCUUCCCGAGCUCACACGCUGCUCGAUGUCGCCUCCGACCGCCCCGCAGUAAUCACAUCCUGUCUGGUGGCCUUUUGUGCAAAGGAAUGGAGUGUUCAAAUGCAGGGGGUUCGUUCCGGCAGCGACGGCGAAGGAAUUGCUAUCUGUGACACCUGCAUUGCAAGGAACUUCUAUUACAUUACAAUGCUGAGGGAUCCAGUGUCACGGUACUUGAGCGAGUGGAAACAUGUCCAGAGAGGUGCGACAUGGAAAACUUCCCUUCAUAUGUGCGAUGGAAGAAGUCCAACGCCCGACGAGCUUCCUACCUGUUACAAGGGAGAAGACUGGUCUGGAGUCAGUUUGCAGGAAUUCAUGGAUUGUAGCUACAACUUAGCCAACAACCGCCAGGUGCGCAUGCUGGCAGACCUCAGCCUGGUGGGAUGUUACAACUUGACUUUUAUGAAUGAGAGCGAAAGAAAUAUGAUCCUUCUCCAAAGCGCCAAGAACAAUCUGAAAAAUAUGGCCUUCUUUGGACUCACAGAAUUUCAGAGGAAAACGCAGUAUCUCUUUGAGAGGACAUUCAACCUGAAAUUCAUUUCCCCAUUCACCCAGUUCAAUGUUACACGGGCCUCCAAUGUGGACAUAGAUGAGGGUGUGCGGCAACGGAUAGAGGAGCUGAAUUUCUUGGACAUGCAGCUCUAUGAAUACGCAAAGGACCUCUUCUUGCAGCGCUUCCAGUACUCCAAGCAAGAGGAGCAUCAGAAGAAUCGGCUUAAAAGGCGAGAGGAGCGGAGGCUGCUGCGGGAGCAGAGAGCUCACCAGUGGCCAAAGGAAGAGGUAGAGGCAGCACAAGUUGCUGUUACUGAAGAUUAUAAUAGUCAGGUUGCAAGAUGGUGACACUCCUGCCUCUUGACUAGAUGAUGAGCAUCAGAGAGGAUGGUAUUUUGUGCAACUA